AUGAGAUUUGCAACUACUCAACUUGCCACGCUCGCUUGGUUUAUUUUAGCAACUGAAGCUACCAUUCCGUUAAAAGGGUUCUUUAAUGAUACCAACAAGAAUGCUGCUCCAGUUAUUACUGAAUUAGGUGUUUACCAUGAAGAAGAAUCUACUAAUGAUCAACAACAAAAAGUUGAAGGAUUUAAUAUUGAUACAAACAUUAAGAAGAAAAGAAAUAAUGGGAAUUCUGGUGACUUCAAUGGUGAAGUAUUUAUUACUUCUACCAAAGAAUUGAAAACUACUGUGGUAGUUACUUCAUGUUUAAACAAUGUAUGUAGUGAAACAUCAAUUACUAAACCAAAAACUACGGUCAUUGCUACCACCUCGAAGCAUUCAACGUCUAAGCCAACUCAUGCUACUACUUCAAAACAUACCACUGCCAAGUCAACUCAUGCUACUACUUCGAAACAUACCACUGCUAAAUCCACCCAUGCUACUACUUCCAAGCAUUCAACGUCUAAGCCAACUCAUGCUACUACUUCCAAACAUUUGUCUUCCAAGUCCACCCAUGCUACUACUUCUAAAUAUUUGUCCUCUAAACCAAGUCAUGCUACUACCACAUCGAAGCAUUCAACUUCAAAGCCACCAUUUCCAUUUACUACAACAAAAUCUGUUACACCUUUAUCAUCUUCAAUUGCCUCCACUAAACAUACCAAUCAUAAAUCCCAUAAACCUUCGAAAACCGUUGUUACUAUGUCAUCAUGUUCAAAUAAUGCAUGUAGUCAUUCUGAAGUUACUACUGGUGUUAUAAUUGUUACUGAUAAAGAAACUGUUUACACAACAUUUUGUCCACUCACUGAUACAGACACAGAAAUUGAGACUAUUUCAAAGCACUCGACUCAUGCUACUACAUCAAAACACUUAACUCAUGCUACUACCACAUCGAAGUAUUCAACUUCAAAGCCACCAUUUCCAUUUACUACAACAAAAUCUGUUACACCUUUAUCAUCUUCAAUUGCCUCCACUAAACAUACCAAUCAUAAAUCUCACAAACCUUCAAAAACCGUUGUUACUAUGUCAUCUUGUUCAAAUAAUGCAUGUAGCCAUUCUGAAGUCACUACUGGUGUUAUAAUUGUUACUGAUAAAGAAACUGUUUACACAACAUUUUGUCCACUCACUGAUACAGACACAGAAACUGAGACUAUUUCAAAGCACUCGACUCAUGCUACUACAUCAAAACACUUAACUCAUGCUAGUACCACAUCGAAGCAUUCAACUUCAAAGCCACCAUUUCCAUUUACUACAACAAAAUCUGUUACACCUUUAUCAUCUUCAACUGCCUCCACUAAACAUACCAAUCAUAAAUCCCACAAACCUUCAAAAACCGUUGUUACUAUGUCAUCAUGUUCAAAUAAUGCAUGUAGCCAUUCUGAAGUUACUACUGGUGUUAUAAUUGUUACUGAUAAAGAAACUGUUUACACAACAUUUUGUCCACUCACUGAUACAGACACAGAAAUUGAGACUAUUUCAAAGCACUCGACUCAUGCUACUACAUCAAAACACUCGACCCAUGCUAGUACUCCAAAGCAUUCUACUGGUGAAUCAAGUCAUGCUACUACCGUGAAACACUCUACUGCUAAGCACUCAACUCAUGCCACUCCAUCAGAACACACUAGUGUUGAAUCAAGUCAUGCCACCACCAUCAAACACUCUACUGCUAAGCACUCAACUCAUGCUAUUCCAUCAGAACAUUCUACUGUCAAGCACUCAACACAUGCCACUCCAUCAGAACAUACCAGUGUUGAAUCAAGUCAUGCUACUACCGUGAAACAUUCUACUGCUAAGCACUCAAGUCAUGCUACUCCAUCAGAACAUACCAGUGUUGAAUCAAGCCAUGUUACCACCAUCAAGCACUCUACUGUCAAGCACUCAACACAUGCUACUCCAUCAGAACACUCGACUCAUGCUAGUAUUCCAAAGCAUUCUACUGGUGAAUCAAGUCAUGCUACUACCAUCAAACACUCUACUGCUAAGCACUCAACUCAUGCCACUCCAUCAGAACAUACCAGUGUUGAAUCAAGUUAUGUUACUACCGUGAAACAUUCUACUAUCAAGCACUCAACUCAUGCUACUCCAUCGGAACAUACCACUGUUGAAUCAAGUCAUGCCACCACCAUCAAACACUCUACUGCUAAGCACUCAACUCAUGCUAUUCCAUCAGAACACACCAGUGUUGAAACUGCUUCAGGUACUACUUCAGAGCAUACUAGUGUUAAAUCAAGUCAUGUUACCACCAUCAAACAUUCCACUGCUAAGCACUCAACUCAUGCUAUUCCAUCAGAACACACCAGUGUUGAAUCAAGCCAUGCUACUACCGUGAAACACUCUACUGCUAAGCACUCAACUCAUACUACUCCAUCAGAACAUACCAGUGUUGAAUCAAGUCAUGCCACCACCAUCAAACACUCUACUGCUAAGCACUCAACUCAUGCUAUUCCAUCAGAACAUUCUACUGUCAAGCACUCAACACAUGCUAUUCCAUCAGAACAUACCAGUGUUGAAUCAAGUCAUGCUACCACCAUCAAACACUCUACUGCUAAGCACUCAACCCAUGCUAUUCCAUCAGAACACACUAGUGUUGAAUCAAGUCAUGCUACUACCGUGAAACAUUCUACUGUUGAAACUGCUUUAGGUACUACUUCAGAACACACUAGUGUUGAAUCAGGUUCAGUUACUAAAUCAAUUCACGUCAAAACUUCGAGACAGUCUACCGUUGAGUCAACAUCAAGCGUGGCUUCUGCUUCUGAGUCAUCAGAUUUAGUUAAUAGUCUGGAAUCAACUGCUUUUGAGUCUUCGAUCUCAACCACUACUUCAAAAGACUCAACUUCUAAGCCAUCGACUUCAGUCAGCACUUUAGAAUAUUCUACUUCCAAGCCUCCUGCUCCUGCUACUACUUUAGAAUAUUCAACUACUGAAUCCACCAUUUUGAGUAGCACUUCCAAGUCAUCUACUUUGGGAUCAUCUGUACCAAGCUCUGCUCCAGAGUCGUCAAUAUUAACUACCACACCAGACUCAUCUUCUGAAUCUUUAAUUUCCACUACUACCUCAAAGUACUCAUCUUCUGAAUUCUCCAGUUCACCAACUACGUUGAAGUCAUAUUCCACCAAGUCAACCAUUCCAGGUACCAUAGUAUAUUCUUCUUCUACUACUUUAGGAUAUUCAGUUACUAAGUUCAGCAAUUUAACUACUACUUCAAAACCAUCUUUGUCAACUACUACUACUGAGUUAUUCACAUCAGCAACUACUUUGAAAUCAUUAGUUUCAGAAUCUUCUGUUCCUGAAUCAUCUAUUAUAAGUACCACCUUGAUGUAUUCUUCCUUCGAUUCAACAACUUCAAUUGAAACACCAAAGUCUACUAUCUCUGAGUCAUCGGGUUCAGCUAAUCCUUCAAAGUCAUCAACUUCAGCAUGGUCUACAUUAACAACAACUCCAGAAUCAUCUCCUAUGACUUCAAUCCUUUCAACUAACAAGUCCUCCAAACCAAGUACCACGCCAGAGUCAGCUGUUGUUACCACAAAGAACCCAUCUACUGAAUCGACCACAGAAGCUACUACUUGGGAAUCAUCUGCCUUUGAGUCUUCAGUUUCAACAACUACACCAAAAUCAUCAGUAGCAGUCACAACUCCAGAAUGGUCGUCUGUUGAUACUACAUCAAACCCAUCUGUUCCAAAUACUAUCUUAGAACACUCAACUUCAGCUGGUGAAACGUCAUCAGGUUCAGUGUACACAAUUUCUGAGCAAUCAACAACUGUUAUAACUGUUACGUCAUGUUCAAACAAUUUAUGCAGUAAAACUGAAGUAGCCACUGGUGUAACUAUCAUCACUUCUGAUACAACAAGUUACACUACAUUCUGUCCACUUACUGAAACCACUCCAGUAUCUCCUGCUUUAGAAUCACUGGUCACAGUUGGCAAAUCGACUUCCAACAUUGAAACCACUCCUGUUUCUGAAAGUGCUGUUUCUACUACCUCAGUUGCUUCGAGUGCUGCUUCUACUACCUCGGUUGGUUCAAGUGCUGCUUCUACUACUCCAGUUUCUAAAAGUGCUGUUUCUACUACCUCAGUUGCUUCGAGUGCUGCUUCUACUACCUCGGUUGGUUCAAGUGCUGCUUCUACUACUCCAGUUGCUUCGAGUGCUGCUUCUACUACCUCGGUUGGUUCAAGUGCUGCUUCUACUACUCCAGUUUCUAAAAGUGCUGUUUCUACUACCUCAGUUGCUUCAAGUGCUGCUUCUACUUCGAUUACUCCAGAUGUUAAAGCCACAACAAAUAGUCAAGGUACUAAAUCCACCUUAGUUGGUACAGAUUCUACAUCUACUUCAGAAACUACCGUGAUGGUUUACACCACUAAGAGCGUUGCUUCAACUACACUUGAAUCGAUUUCGGUUGCUGUAUCAUCUGCUGCUCAGUCAAGUGUUGCUGCUAUUUCUACAUACGAAGGUACUGGUAACAACAUGAAGUUUUCUUUCAGUGUUGCAAUUUUUGGUAUUGCUGCCUUUGUAAUUUAG
Molecule: messenger RNA, 4545 nt
Organism: Candida dubliniensis CD36
Lineage: Eukaryota; Fungi; Ascomycota; Pichiomycetes; Serinales; Debaryomycetaceae
Gene: HWP2
Product: Hwp2p
Exons: 1
Coding region: 1-4545 (1514 amino acids)
Source: RefSeq, a predicted model, not a curated record